This is a messenger RNA of Dissoconium aciculare CBS 342.82, 1370 nucleotides long. Its product is annotated as RNA polymerase Rpc34. Lineage: Eukaryota; Fungi; Ascomycota; Dothideomycetes; Mycosphaerellales; Dissoconiaceae. Gene Ontology annotation, biological process: transcription by RNA polymerase III. The transcript has 2 exons. Gene Ontology annotation, cellular component: RNA polymerase III complex. The record is from RefSeq and is a predicted model, not a curated record. Bases 369 to 1370 code for a protein of 333 amino acids.
CGCCGCCGCUCGGAAAUGCAGGGCCGGGGGCCCCACCAGCUCGGCUUGCGAAUCCAUCACCAUCGGUCGGAGCAUCGGGGCGGGAUUUGAUGGGGCGUGACUGUGCCUGUGGCCCUGACUGUGGGGCUGCCGAACCAAACCGGCUGGAAUUUUUUUCAUGACGAGCUCCCAGCUCUCUCCACCUGCAGCUGCUCUCCAGAUUCAUCGUCGGUCCUCGCACACGCAAACAACACGCGACCUGACACUCGCCCAAGAAAAAUGAUCGACCCUGCAUCCGCCACAUUUCGCAUGUCGACCAAAGCCUCAUAGCCACGCGACCGCCCAGAAGAGCGGCCAUCUCCUCCUCCAAAAAAGAAAAAAAAGACAUCAUGGCCGACGUCGAUCAACUCGUCAACGACAGCGACCAACUCUACAAAACCGUCGCCGAGAAUUCCCUCGACGAACAUGGCGGCCGGACGCGACAGUUCAACCAGGACCAGCUCCUCGAGCUCAGCGGUCUCCCCGAUUCCAAAUCCCUGAUGCCCUUGAUCCAAUACCUCUCCAACAACCAAUUGUUCCGGACCACCCGCACUCAGGGCAAACUCCAAUGGAGCAUCCGACCUCGCGAGGCGGCCAAACAGAUCAAGGCGCUGGACCGGGACGACAAGGUCGUCUACGGCGUCAUCGAAGAGGCGCACGACAAGGGCAUCUGGAGCCGCGACAUCAAGAAGCGCGCCGGCGGCAUCGCCGACAACAUCGUCAAGAGAUGCCUCGAGAAGAUGGAAAAGGCGAACCUCAUCAAGGGGAUCAAGAGCGUGAAGAGCCCGGCCCAGAGGACAUAUAUGCUCGCCCACCUGGUCCCCAGCGAAGAGGUCACGGGGAACAGCUUCUACGACGCCGGAGACCUGGACGAGAGCUUCCGCGACGAGCUGAUGAAGCUGAUCGUCUUCUGGGUCCGUUCGCAGAGCUGGGUGGAGACCAAGCGACGCUCCCGUCCGCCGCGCCGGGAGAUCGAGCCGCAGACCAUCCAACUCACCCACCGGGUCGGCACGCACAACUACCCCACGGCGCAGGACAUCUACUCGUUCGUGACCAACAGCCACGUGAUCAAGCCGAGCAAGGCGAGCAGCCUGACGGUGCAGGAGAUCCAGGACUGCAUCAACGUGCUGCAGUGGGACACCAAGCUCGAGCGCGUCUACAACCGGAGCAUGGCCGAGUGGGGCUACCGCACCGUCCGCGGCGUCACCUACGACCCCGGCUUCGACGAGAGCCCCGGCACCGCCCUCACCCAGGUGCCCUGCGGCACGUGUCCGGUCUUCGAGAUCUGCGCCGAGGGCGGCCCCGUCAACCCGCAGGAGUGCGUCUAUCUGGACGAGUGGUUGAAGCUCUGA